Messenger RNA from Leishmania major strain Friedlin, 1467 nucleotides. RefSeq lists its product as hypothetical. The record is from RefSeq and is a predicted model, not a curated record. NCBI's taxonomy places the organism in Eukaryota, Euglenozoa, Kinetoplastea, Trypanosomatida, Trypanosomatidae. Bases 1 to 1467 code for a protein of 488 amino acids. The transcript has a single exon.
AUGGAGUCGAAGGUGAUUGCGUUGCUUACCUCACGGCCGCUGUUGACCGCGGCUGAGGCGGCCCUGGAGCUUGGGGUGACUCAUGGAGCCUUGCAACCGAUCUUUGCCUCCGUCGCCACAUCAAACGAGGGCGUCUACACACUGCUGACCGUCUCGGUCGAGGAGGCAGCAGACGGCAGCGCCACGGCGGUUGUGAUGCGCAAAGCAGAUCGCCUCGAGGAAGACGCCUCCGCGUACGCACUCCUCUCCUUGACCUACCCCUCGAAUGUGUCAGCGUCGUCACUUCCGGUGCAGCUGCAUCCGUGCAGAGAGUCCUCGCUGCGCGCGUAUCCAUUAGUAGCAAGGGGCGAUAUGGAACCCCGCGCGGCCGCGACAGCUCCGCCGGUCGCCGCCGCUGCGCCAGCAGCAACUGAGCCUACAAGAACAGAAGACUGUAAGCCUGCGGCGGCAUGCUUGUCUGCUGCUACACCAGUCGCGCCGACAACGUCCCCACGAGCGCAGGGCGAGCCGCCUCGAAGCACGCGGGCUCCUGUGACGGUUACAGCCCCCAGGAAAGAGGCGGCGGCUCGAGCGCCGUCGCCGAAGGCCAGUAUCUUCGAUAAGAUGAAGGAGGCGGCGGCCACAAAGCGCCCUCGCACGGAGAAGGCGCCAUCAAAGCCGCUGCGCCAACCAGCGAAACCGAAGAAGGUGGCGCAGACGGAGAACACGACGAGCUUGGCCAAGCUGGCGCGUGCGUCGAGGAGGAAGAACGGCGGCACUUCUGCAGCCACGGGCGCCGCCACCGCGCCAUCCUCCGUGCGCUUUCUCGACGACGACGAGGAUGCGACGACUCACUUUAGCCACAGCGAGGGCAGCAGCAGUAGCAGCCAUUCAGAGGCCAUCGCAAAGGAGGAGCCGCCUGUCUUUGACGUGGUCGAGGUGCCUGCCUCAAACGACGAGGUUGUCAUGUGUGACGACGCCCCACCUCUCGCAUUCCGCCCAGCGGCGCCGCGGCCCUCUCCACCGACACCAACUCCUACCAAGAAGGGGCCCGAGACCAAGAAGGCAAACGUAGCCGCAGCGGCGGCAGAGUCAGGUGCAGCACAGUGCAAGCUUAGCACCUUCUUCAACGCCGCUGUCGUGGCGUUCCAGAAGGCGUACGUGCGCGAGAUGCAGACGGAGAUGAAGGUGGAAAACGGCGAGUUUGUCUGCUGUGAUGUACCCCGUUACAAGCACACCUCCACGGGAGAGGUGAUUAAUGAGGACGAGUACCACCAGCGCACCGCGGCGUUGGUCCAAAGCAACUCGCGAGACGCCGCCGCAAGCACCCCGAAUCGGAAGUCCGCCGGCGCCUCCGUCGAGUCACCGCCGUGCCAGACUGCAGCGCAGAAGACGGGUUCGCGAGGCACUGGACAGAAGUCGGUGACGCAAGAGAAAACGGCAGCGGCGCCAGCCAAGACACUUCACUCCUUCUUCAAGACCUCCUAG